GUACUGGAGACAUCCUGAUGGGGUCGCUAUGUCGGCACGCCGGGGCAAGGUCACAUCGUGUACAGUUCUGCCGUACUCGCCCCUCACGCUUUCUGCUGGAGCAGCCUCUUCCCUUCCUUCCCUCUCUACUUACUGCCGCACAGCCAUGGCGGACAGCGCGAGCGAGAGCGACACCGACGGAGCGGGGAGCAGCUCGGCCACCCCGAUGUCAUCCUCCGCUUCAAAUUCUGGGAAACCAAGUAUAGUCAUUUCACAGUUUCGCCUGGAGGAACUGACGAACCGUCUUGCAUCGUUGCAGCAAGAGAACAAAGUUCUGAAAAUUGAGCUUGAGACGUUUAAACUAAAGUGCAAAGCCCUGCAGGAGGAGAAUCGGGACCUCCGCAAAGCUAGCGUAACCAUUCAAGCAAGAGCCGAGCAGGAGGAAGAGUUUAUCAGCAACACUUUGUUCAAGAAGAUCCAAGCUCUCCAGAAGGAGAAGGAGACCUUGGCAGUCAACUAUGAAAAGGAGGAAGAAUUUCUGACGAAUGAACUGUCGAGGAAACUUAUGCAACUCCAGCAUGAGAAGGCGGAGCUGGAGCAGCACUUGGAGCAGGAGCAGGAGUUCCAGGUCAACAAGUUGAUGAAAAAGAUUAAGAAAAUGGAGAAUGAAACCAUCUCGAAGCAGCUAACCCUGGAACAGUUGAGGAGGGAGAAGAUUGACCUCGAGAACACAUUAGAGCAAGAACAGGAAGCCCUCGUCAACAGGCUGUGGAAGCGCAUGGAUAAACUGGAGGCAGAGAAAAGAAUUCUUCAAGAAAAGUUGGACCAGCCCGUAUCGGCUCCUCCAUCUCCCAGAGACGUUUCCAUGGAAAUAGACUCACCGGAGAACAUGAUGCGGCAUAUCCGCUUCCUGAAGAACGAGGUGGAGAGACUCAAGAAAAGCCUGCGCACCACAGAGCUGCAGCACACAGAGAAGCGUGCGCAGUACAUAGAGGAGGAGCGGCAGAUGCGGGAAGAGAACAUUCGAUUGCAGAGAAAGCUUCAGAGGGAAAUGGAGCGCAGGGAGGCGCUGUGCCGGCAGCUGUCAGAGAGCGAGUCCAGUCUGGAGAUGGAUGAUGAGAGGUACUUUAAUGAGAUGUCUGCACAAGGCCUGCGAGCGAGGACCGUGUCCAGCCCCAUCCCCUACACUCCUUCCCCCAGCUCCAGUCGACCCAUAUCACCUGGGCUCUCGUAUGGGACUCACACAGUCGGCUUCACCCCUCCAGCGACGCUGUCCAGAGCUGCCAUUUCCCACUACAACACCCCCGCCCUGCACAUCCACGGAAGCUCCUCUCAUGCCGUAACAAGGCCCUCCCCAAGAAGAAGCACCAGUCCCGACAAAUUCAAACGUCCAACGCCUCCGCCCUCUCCCAACACGCACUCAGGGGCCCAGCAGGCUCAGCCGCCACUCCCCCCACCAGCCCAGCCCAUGGUCCAGUCCAUGUCCUCCCCAGCAGCCAUGUCACAGCAUGCAGCGACAGCACCACCGCAACAGCCUCCCUCCCAGCCUUAACGCCGCACACACACACGCGCGUGCACGCACACACACACACACGAAGUCUCUUUGUUUCUGCGCAUGACUGCGCAUUGAAUGCCACGAUGCUACCGCUGCAACUUCCAUCAUUACCAGCUCUGGAAGUGAAGUUUCUUACUCUUAACAAAAGUCCACAAGACGCAGCUUCUGAUGUUUCGGAGGGAAAAGGAAACAAGAAGGCAAACUUGGCCUCAGUGACGGCAGCAGCCUGCCAAACCCACAUGUGGCGUUAUUUAGCUACUCUCAAGAGGAGUGGAUGGAUUUCAGAAUGAAAGCUUCUGGGAUUUGUAGGAUAAUUGUUCCACCCUCUGUCUCGUACCUGUUAUGUUCUUUGUUUGGGACUCUAGCUGGUUGGAGUUGUUGUGGCGCUUCUAAGAUAGCACAAACGGCACAGUUAGUGUGUUUCAUGGUGGUGUUUUAUUAUAGGUUGGAUGUUUGGAUCAGUGGAUGUACAGCUAGAGAACUGGAUGGAUUGAUAGAUGGUUAUUUUUUUUCAUGCCUAUAAUACGACAUAGCAGUAAUUUCCUGCACUCCAGUUCUCCCCUGUUGUCUUCUAAGCCGUGUCAUCAUGACUCCAAGUUAAUUGUGGCUUUGAUUAGGUCCUCAUAAAGUGUCGUGGAAGGAUGUUCUCCGUUAACAGGGCAUUGGAUCAAAACAGAACCUGCAAUGCAGUUAUUUUAGUUCCCGAAAGCCUUGAGUUUAAAACGAAAGUUUAAAAAGAAAAGAAAGAAAAAAAAAAAAAAGCAUCCAUGAAGAUGGACACUGGUACAUAAACCAGAGAUAAAUGUCACCAAAUAUAGUCCAAGGUGUUAAAGCUUAGUCAUGUACUCAGUCUUCUCUCUGAUCUCUCUAUCUGGUGUAUUUCUGAAAGCUUCUAUCAUCCUAAUGGAUAUUUCUCAUCAGAAAAAAAAAAAAAAGCAUAAAUCUCUUUACACUAAAUAUACAUACUGCUAAAGCAUUCUGACUGAAUGGUACUGUUGACUAAAUUUCUAUGUAUGAUUAAAGCUCUUGACAUGA
Messenger RNA from Gambusia affinis (western mosquitofish), 2569 nucleotides. Its product is annotated as coiled-coil domain-containing protein 6-like. The record is from RefSeq and is a predicted model, not a curated record. Lineage: Eukaryota; Metazoa; Chordata; Actinopteri; Cyprinodontiformes; Poeciliidae. The transcript has 9 exons. The coding region runs from base 29 to 1531 and encodes 500 amino acids.